This is a messenger RNA of Hyalella azteca, 6340 nucleotides long. RefSeq lists its product as uncharacterized. Gene Ontology annotation, molecular function: G protein-coupled GABA receptor activity. The transcript has 23 exons. Gene Ontology annotation, cellular component: membrane; G protein-coupled receptor heterodimeric complex. Lineage: Eukaryota; Metazoa; Arthropoda; Malacostraca; Amphipoda; Hyalellidae. The record is from RefSeq and is a predicted model, not a curated record. Gene Ontology annotation, biological process: G protein-coupled receptor signaling pathway; gamma-aminobutyric acid signaling pathway. Bases 1 to 4965 code for a protein of 1654 amino acids.
AUGGCGUGGUUUGUGGCGACGUUCCUUUUGUUCGACAGCCUCGAAGACUUCGAGGGUCUGGCCAUAACAGAUGUAGAAUUUUAUGACCUUUGGCUAGGUUUCCUCUCGGUGAGCUCAGAUUCUCAAGCAAAGUCCGAUUUGGGGCGCGGAGUGAUGCCGGCUCUCGAUCUGGGCGUGAAGCACGUUAACGAUCACCCAACCAUCCUCAGGAACUACAAACUCCAUGUGGUGUGGAAUGAUACAGAGUGCAACACGGCAAUUGCGACGAAGGCGUUUUUCGACCUGAUGUUCAAGGAGCCCGUGAAGGUGAUGCUCUUCGGCGCGGCGUGCACACACGUCACUGAUCCCAUCGCUAAAGCCUCCAAGCACUGGCGCAUCACUCAGUUGUCGUACGCGGACACGCACCCGAUGUUCUCGGCCGUGAAGUAUCCGAACUUCUUCAGGAUGGCCCCGUCGGAGAACGAGUUCAAUCUGCCACGCCUGCAGCUACUGCGAACCUUCAACUGGACGAGGAUCGGCACGCUCUAUCAGAACAAACCUCGGCAUGCGCUGUCGCACAAUCACCUGCUGAGUUUAUUGGAUAACAUGGACGGAUAUGAAAUCGCAGAGGCUCAAUCGUUUGCCGACGAAUUGAAAGAUCAACUGAACAAACUUAUCGAGAAAGACGUUCGAAUUAUAUUGGGAAAUUUCGAUGAAGAUUGGGCCAGGAGGAUAUUUUGUGAAGCUUACAGGAAGAAAAUGUACGGCAAGAACUACCAGUGGAUUAUAACAGGAAUGUACCGAGAGGAGUGGUGGGCUUUGGACGAAGAAGUUCACGGACCGCAGGAGAGGGAGACGCACGAGACUACCGUCAAUCCUGGCGGUCACCAGAGUCUGCCCAACGACACCGAGGGCAAGUGUGCCGUUGAGGAGAUCAUGGCUGCCCUCGAGGGUUGCAUCAUGACUGACCUCUUACCCAUAUCGUCCCACGACCGACCUACCGUAUCCGGCAAGAAUGUGUCGCAGUACGAGAGUGAAUACAACGCUGUGAGGAAGGAUCAGUACUCUCGCUUCCAUGCGUACACGUACGACGGUGUGUGGAGUCUGGCGCUGGCCAUACAAGCGGUGGGGCACAAACUGCACCGCAUGAACCAUAAGAACAAGACAUACAGAACUGUCCAGGACUUCAGGUACCGCGAUCCCAUCUGGGAGACGCUGUUCCGGGAGGCGCUCUCUGAGGUGCACUUCGAGGGCGUCACGGGGCCAGUACAGUUCACUGAAGACAACACACGUGAAGGCUACAUCCUCCUGAAGCAGUUCCAAGGAGGCCGCGAAGUGGCCAUCGGCGUAUAUGACGGAUUUGAGAAAAGUCUCGACUUGGAUAAGAAAAAUCCGAUUUACUGGCCGGGUGGGCAGCCGGCCAAGGACAGGACGACACGUAUCAUCGAGAAAAACACCGUCAACAUCCACUUCUACGUCGUGCUCGUCACCAUCUCGUCUCUGGGCAUCGUCAUGGCCGCCAUUUUUCUGUCUAUCAACAUUCACUACAGAAAUCAAAGGUACAUCAAGAUGUCGUCACCAUACCUCAACAACCUCAUCAUCAUCGGCUGCAUACUCACCUACACUUCAGUCAUCUUACUGGGCCUAGACUCAGAGCUCACGUCCGAGACGAGCUUCCCGUACAUAUGCACCGCUCGAGCCUGGGUUCUCAUGGCCGGCUUCACGCUCGCUUUUGGCUCGAUGUUCUCCAAAACCUGGAGAGUGCAUUCCAUUUUUACCGACGUACAGCUCAACAAAAAGGUGAUCAAGGACUACCAGCUGUUCAUCGUGGUGUUCGUGCUGCUCUGUUUCGACAUCGCCAUCAUGACGACCUGGCAGAUCGUCGACCCGUUCUACCGACACACCAAACUCAUGCCCGCAGUCAGAGGCGACAUCGACAUCAUCCCCAUGAACGAAUACUGCAAGAGCGAAAAAAUUUCCAUUUUUGUCGGCUGCAUCUACGCCUACAAAGGACUGCUUAUGAUAUUCGGGUGCCUGCUGGCAUGGGAGACGAGAACAGUAGAUAUUCCUGCUCUGAACGACAGCAAGUACAUCGGCAUGAGCGUCUACAACGUGGUGAUCAUGUGCGUGAUAGGCGUGCCUAUCUCCUACAUCCUCAGCGAUGAUCAAGACGCUUCGUACAUCAUAAUCUCAGUGUUCAUCAUCUUCUGUACUACCGGCACGCUCUGGCUGGUGUUUGUUCCUAAGUUAAUUGAACUAAAAAGAAAUCCUUCUGGUGCCGUUGACAAGCGCAUCGCAAUCAGAACGACUCUUAAGCCUCCAAAGCGGCAAGAAUCUGAAUCGGACGUGUCGGAUCUGCACGACCAGAUGAAAAAAGCUGAGAGUGAGAGACAAAUGCAGAAGCAGGUGCUGCGCGACAAAGAACAAGAACUACAAGUUCUGCUUCUCAAGUACGGCGAUGAAAUUCUAGAGGAGAUAGCAGCCGAGAAGGUGGCAGCCGCCAAGAUUCUGGCGGCCGCAGCGGCAGUGACGGAGGCCAGGGGCGCCACGCCCGACACCAGCAGAGCUUACUUCGAUAUUGGCUGGGAAGGUCCAUCAACUGGAGACGCAGCUGAAAUAACUGAGGAGACUUCGUUAUGUUCAAGUCACAAUGCUGAGUAUGUGACAUCUCACUACCCCCUCUCUACCCUCACCACCUCCACUACAUCCAUUCACCAUACACAACUUACAACAAACAACCACACUCACGUGCCGAACUCUAAUAACAACAACUUGCCCGUGGUUCCCAUUCCAGCAAUCCUCAAUCCGUUCCCAGAUGACUCAAAUGUACCCAAAUUAAAUGUCCGUUCAUCUUCUGAGUUUGAUCCCACCGCCACCGCUCCCCCAGAAAUAACCCCAAACAUUUCCUCGAAUAUUAUCCCUGAUGCCAUCACUUCGCCAGAACAUAGCCUUAUUGAAACCUCUACUUCUGAAAUUGUUAACUCCACCUCCAAAGAUGAAGACCUAGAUCGGGUCACCCGUAGCCGAGGCGUGUCGUUCGUCUCACCAUCUCAGACGCCUCGCGACAUUAGCAAAAGCGUCUCCUUCAGACUCGAGGGCGGGUACACCAAGAGUGAGGGUCAAGUCGAGUGCAUCGCAAUGCAGGAUCUUGCACCGCCGCCACCACACCCCAUCCUGCCUUCUGCGCCUCCUUCAGAACCUGCCCCAGCUCUACCACCUCGCGGCCGCAAGGCGCAGGAAAGAUUGCCUCCCAUAUCAUCCGUCGGCUACUCAUCGACUUACUGCCAUGACUACAAUCCAGGGAUAAUGCAACACGAGAUGCAGUUAAAUUCAAUGGAAAAUCCACCUUUACCUCCUCGCAUGGACCAGCCCCUGUAUCCAGCCCCUCAGUAUCCUCCUGGAGUAGUCAUGAGCCAGCGUGUGGAUAUGGAAUCGGCCCUAGACCGUAGAAUGUCCUAUGGAUUUGGUCCUAUAGAAUCAGCAGUGCCGUCAAUGAGUGAUGAACAAGAUUACCAUUACAAUGAACAUGGCAUAAUUAGCAGUCAAAGAAGGCACGACAGCAGAAGACAAUCCCGAGGAAACGAAUUUCCCCUUUUGCCGAUGGGCUCAAGCCGCAUGGCCGAAGGCCAAUGCCCGGACAACUAUUCUCAAGUGCCUCGUAAUGUUUAUGUUCCUCUGAACAACCUUGAUGAUAGAACCAACUUUACAGCCAGACGCCCGCCUGAUCUUACUAUCGUCAACAACACAAUGGCAGGCGCAGCUCCCACUAUCCAAAAGAACAGCAACAUUCGGGCCAAUAUGAACCUAAAUCAAAGAGUUUCCACUUCGCGACGGGCGAGUGAGCCUCCGCAUCUGAUUGGUGCAGACUCUUACCGCGUUCGCAAUCGUUCCAAUGAAGAAUUAAACCCUCGGAUCCCUCUUACUGAGGCUGACUUCGAGCAGGAGUAUAAGGAAGACUGGACUCGAAGAAGAGACAUGGAGGAGCGGGAAUCAUCAAGGAGCAUAUCACGGUCCAGGCUGAGAAGAGAUAGUUUCGGAGAAGUUGUAUCACGACGUUCGCCGUCCCAAGACUCAAUAGGCAUAUCAAGGGGAAGUCGAAGUUCACCGCUUCUAGAUCGACCGCAGCUCGAUGAACCAUCAAGAGAUCGCUACACACCUGCACACGACACGUGGAGUGUCACGGGACCUUCAUCUCGGGCCUCACCCACGCACGACAGCCCCGAACAUCAGUGGGUGUCGGGGGGCGAUGGCGGGCGCGCCGCUUCGGAGGAGAGUCUGGCCACGAUGAGCAGCCGCGGCAGCAUCUACAGCGUCACUUCGGCCCGCAGCGACGCGCUGCCACGCCGCCACUUCAGAGCUGCCAACGCACGCGCGACGCGCCCGAAUCCCCUCCCCCACCUCCCACCGUUCAUUCUCAACGGGGAAAUGUCCGACUCGGUCGCCUCGUCCGACGACAUAGCGAACCCGACGGUACGAGGCUCAGCCCGCGAACUAAUGAGCCUUCACCGGACAACGAGCGAACCACACUACAACUUCGAGCACCUGGAGCUGGAGAACAGGCUUGCGGAUCCGGUUUUUCUGCUGGAACAGCAGAGACAAAUGGAAGGUCGCGGAGGGACGCUAGCUCUGGGCGGCACCUUGCCAAGACAUCACCCACACUAUCAAGAUCCGACGAGCGAUUACCCGACGGCCAAGGGCCGUGGUAUGGACGGCUCAGGGGUGUCCGCAUAUACUUCGUCACUCCGGGGCAGAUCUUUCUCAGGGAUCCGAUCGAGAGCGACCACGAGUUCAGUGGCGGCAGCCCUCAUGGCUUCCAAAGCCCGUAAUGUUUCGGACAACGCGCUGGACCACAGCACCUCAAUACUGCCCAUAUUUCAGAAGCUUCUGAGUGAGAGGCAACGCGGCAUACAGUCAGGUAGAAGAGACUGCGCCAUGUCUUCUUGUCCUAACAUUACAAUUAAAUGUGACAUCGUCGAGUACCUAUGAUGUGACACAUCUUAUAAUGGAGCCACUACACAUCAAUUUUAUUGCUUAUUUAUCAGUUCGAGAAGUGGCUGGAGUAGAGUGAUCAAUCUUCGGGCCGGUUGGUUUUGCGAAACUACUUUGUGUUACACCUGAAAUGGCGAAAAAUUCGUGCGAUCGUACCCGACUGGCCUGUUGCUCAAGCGAUAUCGUACGUUCGAAAGAGAUUAAUGUACAUAACUUUGCAUUUACUGUAAAGUAAGUAUAGAUUAGCAAUAUGUGAGGGAGAGGAAUGAUAUAUGUAAAUGGGUUAUACAGUAGUAUAAAAACGGGCAUUUUCUUGUUAUUACUUUCACGAGUCACGUUGCACUGGUGUUGCUCGUUCAAACGGCUAGGAUUGUUGUGUGUGUUUUUUGCUAAAUGUGAUAACAAGAGGUGCUUCAUCACAACACUAGUAGAAGGUAAGCCCUCAUCCCUCCCUCAACCCUCGGUUCUGGUGCGUGCAUCGUAAGAUGGAGCUUCGCGCUACCGCCCCUCCUCUUUUAGUCUUUAAUUCAGCAGAUGUAUCGCAGUGAACUGCUGUGUGAGUGUGGCGAGUGUUAUCUUAUGAACAAGCAUGAUAAGGUUGAGGUGAAAGCAAAGAGAAACGAUUGCAUGAGUUAUAGAAAUUGAAAUCACCGCGAAUUUAAGUUUUGCUCUUCCGCUUUUUUCCUUAUUAAACACUGGAAAAUUCAUUCGAAUAAAGGUUCAAAUUUUUUUUGAUAAAAUGGUUCUUGUAGGAUUGAACUGCCAAAGUUGUGUCAAUUGUUUCGAUCAACUCGGAAGCCUGCAACUAACCUUCUGAUUAAGGACGUUUCCGUUUAUGACUUUGAAUGGUUAUUUUAUGAGCGCUUAAGUAAAUCAGUCUGCAUUAGUAGUUUCCAAUAGCCUUUAAGGCCUGUAAAAAUAUUCAUUUCUCAGUUGUUUACCAAUUGCUUGCAGUCUACAUCAAUUUACAACGUUAUAAUCGCACCGUGUUUCGGUUCAAUUGCACUAAAGCCAAAGGUUUAACCUAAUUUUUCUAUUCAUAAUUAUUCAUUGCAUCUUAUUAGAGAAACGCUGCUCAAAUCACUGGUAUUCACAUUUUAUUAAUCAAAUUCACUAAAAUAAAUCACACACCGCCAAAAAAAUCUGUCACUUACCUGGUCAUCCGACUCUCAGUUUGUUGUCUUUCUGUUAAUGAAGUUUGAUAUAAGUUAUUUGUUUUUGAUGAGCGUUACUUAGCUAGAAAUGUCACGCUAAAAUAAAUUGACUGUUUCGAGGAUGAAUUGUAAGCUGUCCAGGAAGCACGACAGCUCACAAAUCACAUAGAAUUUUUAAUAAAAAGUCAAAUUUUUAAUUUCUCUUAAAAUUUUUGUUU